AUGUACAUGGAUAGGCAAGUUCCUAUCACUGCCAAGUGCAGCUUGACUUGUCCAUGCAGGAAUGCUCCUUUUGGGGAUGCUGGGACAACACCAGUGCAACUCAAUCACGGCGAGGAAUUGCCUAGCGAACUCCCUUGGACCCAAACAACCCCACCUACACUCGGACUCGCGAGGGAGAGCAGCGCUCAGGUCUCGCUCAGGCUUAUGCAGUACGCACCGCCGUUGGUUGUGUUAACACUUGCGUCCUGUGCACACCCAAGAGCACCUACAAGCAACCAUAAGGACGCAGCCAAAGGUCCGAACGUUCCAGAACAUGCUAGGCUGGGAGAGCACUCACCAGGGGCGGAGCAGAAUUGGCCGAUAGGGUUGUCUGCGAUAGCGACCCCAGCCAUCACUGCGACGUACACGAUAAUCGUGAGAGGUCUAAGGUCUGAAUUGAUUGAGUCGACAGCUGGUACUCGCCCUCGCAUUUAUACUACGUGCCAGCACGCACGAAGCAACGACCCUUUCUGCCUUCGUGCUGCUUGUGCUUUUCUCGACCUUCUAUCCUGCUCGUACAUUCAACAAGACUUCUGGGACGCUGUCCUGAUAGCCGUUUAUCCCACCCAACAUUCAAAAUACGACGACCUGUUAACCAAUGCCAUUCAGCUGCUCGAUUACGCUGAGUGGCCAAACGACAGUCAUCUAGCAGGCUCCCCGCUACCUAGCAUUCAGCGUCUGGUACUCCUUGCGUUGCCGGCACCGUCGCUCGACAAUCCCCCACAGUAUAUUCGUUACUGCCAUGUACUCAUUGGCUACAUGGGUUCAGAUAAACGCAAUGAUUGCAGACAUAGCGCCUUACUUAGAGCCUAUGAUCUCAGAGAUCAUCUGGCUAAGAUCAUUGCUGGCGGAGUGGAUACGCCAUUACGAGACAUGGUGCUCUCCGAACUCUCCCCAGCUCUCCUCACCGCAGUUCAUCCAGACACCUUCGACGCCGACCAUGAUAUCUACUAUCUCUGUCUCGUGUUCGCUCUUGCAAAUACUCCCGACUGGCUCCCUCACUUAGACAAAGACGGCCAUAUCGGGAGGUGCAUCAGAACCAUUCCUGAUUCUUGGGACCAGCCUCAUGAGUCCCACUUUUACCUUGCUGGAAUCUUCCUCCGCAUCCAACUUGCUCGCCCAGAGCAUGUCGCUCCUCAGCUUGUCACGAUCACGAGCAAACAGUGGUGGAAUCUCAUGAGGAUGGCAUGGCAUUUCGUCAGUGACGAUACCUUAUCUUCCGCUGAUUUUUCCAAGUUCCUUGAUGCACUUGUCACGCGCACAAAGACAUAUAUUUCACACUGUAUCUCAAAGCAUGAGCUCCAAUCCCUCCUGAAGGAUUUGGACAGCGUUAAGCUUUCGAGGAUUUUAUCGGACAAGGAAGAAUCCGCAAUGGAAGAGACAAUGAUGAAAACGACAAUAGCACCGGCGGCACAGGAGUAUAGACUGACGACAAACGCGAACAAGGAACUUGCGAGGGCCAACAUUGGUUGGGUUGAAGUAAUCACUAGUUGGGAAAAACACGUUCGGUUUCGCAGAUAUUCUGUGGACCUUGCUGUUCGGCUGUAUUACUAUCACUACAUUCCAUAUGUAGUGUCUACGUGGAAAGGUCACGGUGUCUCCACAUUAAGUGAUGCAGAUUUCGGCAACAUGGCGGAUGUGUGGCCAGACAUGGAGUCCCUAUCUUUGAAGAGCGUGGGUUCAGAGAGACAACGGGAGCCCACGUUCCACUCACGUCAACAAGGAGCCUGCGCAAAAAAAGGAUAA
Molecule: messenger RNA, 1785 nt
Organism: Suillus clintonianus
Lineage: Eukaryota; Fungi; Basidiomycota; Agaricomycetes; Boletales; Suillaceae
Exons: 7
Coding region: 1-1785 (594 amino acids)
Source: RefSeq, a predicted model, not a curated record